This is a messenger RNA of Rattus norvegicus (Norway rat), 2054 nucleotides long. It is a transcript of the gene Il18bp, whose product is annotated as interleukin 18 binding protein. NCBI's taxonomy places the organism in Eukaryota, Metazoa, Chordata, Mammalia, Rodentia, Muridae. Gene Ontology annotation, cellular component: extracellular region; decoy receptor complex. Gene Ontology annotation, biological process: T-helper 1 type immune response. Gene Ontology annotation, molecular function: interleukin-18 binding. The record is from RefSeq and is a predicted model, not a curated record.
AGUAUUUGCCCUCCCCUUUCCCUAAGGUGAAGGCUGCUUCCAUGUUUUACCUCCAGUCUUGGCUGUUCUAAGGUACAGCUUAUUUCCUCUUCCUGCACCCCUACCCAUACCCCAGUGGACUGAGAAAUCCCCCCGAGUGUGUGAGGGUGUACAACUUCUGGACCUAUCUCCUGGAGAUCCUGAAUGCUGCAGCCUUGGUGGGAGAGGGGAGAGGGUAGGUGGAGUUGCUCAGAAGAGAAGAAUGUGAAUGUGGCACAUGAAAGACAGUUUUUAGCCUCCUCCAUCUAAACCAGGUAUGAAGCUAUUCCCACGGGUCCUUCCAACCUGAUUCCACUCGUCACCAGCUCUACCCUCUGAUCACAAACCUUAGCCCACCACACUUUGCCAUGAGUGCAUGCACUGGUCUUUCUGCCCUCAGAGGCUCUGGCAGGACAUUCAAGGAACACGCCUCAGGCCCAGCCUCUGAGCUACGAGAGCCAGUGUUGCGUAAGUGCCUUCCUGGCUACUUAGGGCCAGCUCUCAGCUUGGCUGGGAGUUUACACCAGCCAGGCAGGGAAGUUGCUCUCCUGUGGUGAGAUUUGUUAGGGUGCAGGCAGCCACACUGAGCCUUGGAGCUCUCAGAAGCCAUUCAGGCCUAAGAGCAGGGUAGGAAGAGCUGAACUUACUGUAAGUGAAGCUGCACUGUGACUGGCUGUGUGUGGAGGCUGUAAAGUGAUAGACCUGACCUUGGGGUGAGGGGUGGGGGUGGGGAAGCCUGAGAGAAGCUAGGCUGUUAUUGAGCUAGUGAGGCAUUGAAUGUAAAAAGGUCAGUGAUUUAGUUUGGGGCCCCUAGUAGCAAUAAAUAUUGACUCUUUGGAGUUUGUUCUAGAGAAAGUAAAGGCUUGGCCCUGUAGAAAGUUGGCUGUGAAGGGUGGUAGGGGCAAGACAGUGCCCUGUGAGAGACUGAUCUGCCCCAUCCCUUAGUUGACCUUAGGGGGGUGAGGUGGACAGAAGACCCAGUGAGUUGGAGAGUGGUCCUGGGAAUUGUCAGUGAGCAUUGGUUCACAGUAGGGACCGGGAUUCCUAGUUCAGAGAGAAAGUGAAAGUGAAAAUAGUCGGGAGCUUUCCUAGAAGCUGUCUGCUGCCUGCCUUCCCAGAACAAGGGCCGGCUGGCGAACUGGCGAACGGAGUGUUACUUCCCAGAGGAAGUCACAGUUAGGCACCAGGCUUGCCUGCUUCCACAUUCAUCAUGACCAUGAGACACUGUGGCUGUGCAGCAGACCCCAGUCCUUGGUGGGUCCUGCUUCUAUAUGUCCAUGUUGUCAUUCUGGCCAGAGCCACAUCUGCACCUCUGACAACAGCCACUGUCUUAACCAGAAGCUCAAAGGACCCGUGCUCUUCCUGGUCUCCAGCAGUCCCAACUAAGCAGUACCCAACAUUGGAUGUGAUCUGGCCAGAGAAAGAAGUGCCACUGAAUGGAACGCUGACCUUGUCCUGCACUGCCUGCAGCCGCUUCCCCAACUUCAGCAUCCUCUACUGGCUGGGCAAUGGCUCCUUCAUUGAGCACCUCCCAGGCCGGCUGAGGGAGGGCCACACAAGCCGGGAGCAGAGGAACGCAAGCACCUGGCUACACAGGGCCUUGGUGCUGGAGGAACUGAGCCCCUCCCUACUAAGUACCAACUUCUCCUGUCUGUUUGUGGAUCCCGGACAGGUGGCCCAGUAUCAUGUCAUUCUGGCCCAGCUCUGGGUAAGGAACCUGAAAGAAGGCAUCCAGGGAUGGGAGGAACUCCACUACCUGGGGAAGAAAGGAUUGGCUUUUCCAAUGCAACCUGAUGGAUUGAAGACAGCCCCAUCCCCUUCUCAAGAAACCCUCUCCAGCCACAGCCCAGGACCCAGAUCAGCAGGCCCAGGGGCCCCAUGAAGCCAACCACAGCAUGACCUUGACCGGAGCCUGGCUCUCAUCUACCUGGAGGGUGAAGUCUACACCACAGGCUGUGAUUGCCUCUUUCCAGCGGCUGAACCUCAAACUCAAGCUUCAUUUCUACCUAGAUUACAAUAGUUAUUAAGUCCUUGGA